AUGAGCCAACCUCCCAGUUUCCAACACCCCUCCAUUCCCGACCAUGUGUACAAGUUACACCGGUCCCUCUAUGGCUUACGGCAGGCUCCACGAGCCUGGUUCACUCGCCUCCACAAUUUCUUAAUUUCUCAUGAUUUCAUUGAGUCCAAAGUUGAUGCCUCACUGUUUAUUCAUCAUACAUCCUGUGACAUCACCUUGCUACUUAUCUACAUCGAUGACAUUAUCAUCACUGGAUCCAACUCAACACUCAUUGAACACUUCAUAAAUGCUCUCGCCUCUGAAUUCUCCAUAUGGGACCUUGGACCUCUCCACUUCUUUCUUGGGCUAGAGUCACAACCCACCUCUGAUGGCAUCAUUCUAUCUCAGUCCAAGUAUGCUUUGGAUCUCCUUCACCGUGCCAGAAUGGCAGAUGCAAAACCUUGUACCACUCCUAUGGCAGCUACCAUUAAACUCUCCACUGAUGACUCUAAAGCCUAUGAUGAUCCUACAUUAUACCAUAGUACUGUGGGUGCUCUGCAGUACUUAACUAUGACCCGUCCAGAUUUGGCUUUCUUAGUAAACAAGGUUGCUCAGUACAUGUCCAAGCCCACUGUUAAUCAUUGGGCUGCUUUAAAAUGUAUCUUACAUUACAUUAAGCACACCCACACCCUGGGUCUUCACAUUCGCCAUUCUUGCUCCACUCAACUUCAUGGCUACAGUGACUCAGAUUGGACCGGGUGCUUAGAUGACUGA
This is a messenger RNA of Nelumbo nucifera (sacred lotus), 732 nucleotides long. The record is from RefSeq and is a predicted model, not a curated record. Lineage: Eukaryota; Viridiplantae; Streptophyta; Magnoliopsida; Proteales; Nelumbonaceae.